Molecule: messenger RNA, 1158 nt
Organism: Drosophila elegans
Lineage: Eukaryota; Metazoa; Arthropoda; Insecta; Diptera; Drosophilidae
Product: inositol monophosphatase 1
Exons: 5
Coding region: 30-1001 (323 amino acids)
Biological process (GO): phosphatidylinositol phosphate biosynthetic process; signal transduction; inositol metabolic process
Molecular function (GO): inositol monophosphate 1-phosphatase activity
Source: RefSeq, a predicted model, not a curated record
UAAAAUUUACAUACAUAAAUUAAAUAGUUAUGGGGACUAAUUUUUAUUUGGUCUUUCAAAAAAUUGUUUCUUGUAGGUCUUCAAUAUAUGGAUCUCAUUUGGCGCAUUCACCGCAAAUCGGCUCAUUGCAACUCCAGAAAACGAACAGACAACACCACUGCAAAAUGGGCGACAGUGUGGACUUGGAAAAGUGCUUUGAAGUGGUCAGCAAUCUGGUAUCCGAGGCUGGACGGUUAAUCGCUCGCAAUAAUGAGACCCGUCAGGAAUUCGUGACCAAGAGCAACGACAUCGACCUGGUGACCCAAACGGACAAGGAUGUGGAGCAGCUGCUGAUGGACGGCAUUCGCCGGCAUUUUCCGGAUCACAAAUUCAUAGGCGAGGAGGAGAGCAGCGGAGAGGGGGGCGUCAAGAAGCUGACCAAUGACCCCACCUGGAUCAUCGAUCCCGUGGACGGAACCAUGAACUUUGUGCACGCCUUUCCCCACUCGUGCAUCUCCGUGGGUCUGAAGGUGAACAAGGUCACGGAGUUGGGCCUGGUCUACAACCCCAUCCUGGAGCAGCGCUUCACCGCCAGACGGGGCCAUGGAGCCUUCUACAACGGCCGGAGGAUCCAUGUGAGUGGCCAGCAGGAGCUGGGCAAGGCGCUGAUCACCACCGAAUUUGGAACCACUCGCGACGAGGCCAAGAUGAAGGUUGUCAACGAGAACUUCGAGAAGAUGGCCAAAAAGGCGCACGGUUUACGCGCUUUGGGUUCGGCAGCACUUAACAUGUCCAUGGUUGCCCUAGGAGCUGUCGAUGCCAACUAUGAGUUCGGCAUCCAUGCAUGGGAUGUUUGUGCCGGGGACUUGAUUGUUCGCGAGGCUGGUGGAGUGGUCAUCGAUCCUGCUGGCGGGGAGUUCGACAUCAUGUCGCGCAGGGUCCUGGCAGCAGCCACGCCCCAAUUGGCCCAGGAAAUCACCAAAGUGCUGACGCAGUUCUAUCCUCUUCCUCGCGAUGAUUGAGCAGGAAAACCGUUAUCGACUUAAACAGGGGAGCAAUGUAACUCCAUUCCAUACUAACCAGAUAAACGCAUUUCAACUGUGCCGAUCAUGUACCUAACAAUUUAAAUGAAUACGCCUAGUCAUGCAUAUUCCAAAUAAAUCGUUUUAUGUAUACAAA